UUUCUCUCUCUUUCAACUCAUAUGCUCUUUCUCUCUCUCUAAAAUGUUUCUUUACUUUUUCUCUUUGUAUAUAAAAAGAGAACGAAAAAUAAUGGCGGUUGUGUAUUGAUUGAUUGGAGCUGAGAGAGUUUUAGAAAGAGAUAGAUAGAGAGAGAGAGAGGGAGGGGGGUAAAGCUAUAAGCCAUAUAGUAGCAAAGCCACCACGAGGAAGUAGUACCUUACACCAUUACCACCACUACCACUAGCAGAACCAGCUACCUUUCGUUUCCAUUAGUGGAAACAAAGCUGAAACGCAAACCCAACUCUGGAUUUUUGUUAUGCUUACAUAUAUAUACACUCACACAUAUAUAUACAUAUGUAUAUGAAUAUAUUCUCUGUUAAGAGUAUCUAAGCAUAUGUAAAUCAUUACGUACCUUAAAAAACUUUGCUCCUGGAAUGCAUAUGCUGAGCACUUGAAUCUUUCGUUAGCUGUAUUGAGAUCUGGGUUUUCACGGUGGUUUAAGGUGUGGCGUUCUGAAGUGGGAGAUCUGCUCUGCUCUGCUUCUUUUUAGCUUUGUUGGGUGUUUUAGCUAAGUGGGGUUUUUCUGGGUUUUCGCCAUAGAUGCUUGGUUUUGUGAGCUUAAGUUAAUUGGGUAGUUUGAGAAACUUGAGAAAGUGAAACUUUUUUUUUUAUUAUUAUUGUUAUUUUCUUUGUUAUUAAGUUGUGAAAAAAAUAGUCUUGAGAAUCUCGAGGUUUAGUGGCGAGUGUUGGAGUUGGGUUUUUGUAGCUGAAAAAUGUUGAUUGUUGUUGUUGUAGCAUGAAGUUGGUGAUUGGAAGAGGGUGAUCACAGAAGCGGAUGAGGCUGAAAUCAAUCUUGUUUUGCAGUGAAACUGGCUUUGGUUGAACUUUGGUUUCUUGUUCGAAGUUUCAGACUUGGAGAGAGAGCUCUGUGCAUGGACUGUAUUUGGUUUUAAAUGGGUUCCUUGUGGAGUCAAAAGAAAAGAAAAAUGAGGCUCUCUGCAGUUGGUUUUAGCCCUCAGCCCCAGGAAGGGGAGAAGAGGGUUUUGAAUUCUGAGCUCUGGCAUGCUUGUGCUGGUCCACUUGUUUCUUUGCCGGCUGUGGGAAGCCGGGUUGUUUACUUUCCACAAGGUCAUAGUGAGCAGGUUGCUGCGUCAACAAACAAGGAAGUGGAUGCACAUAUUCCUAACUAUCCUAGCUUACCACCACAGCUUAUUUGUCAACUUCACAAUGUGACGAUGCAUGCAGACGUUGAGACAGAUGAAGUGUACGCACAAAUGACUUUGCAGCCACUAAGUCCGCAAGAACAAAAGGAGGCCUACCUUCCAGCAGAGUUGGGCGCUCCCAGCAAGCAGCCGACAAAUUACUUUUGUAAAACCUUGACAGCCAGUGACACAAGUACCCAUGGAGGAUUCUCAGUUCCUCGCCGGGCAGCUGAAAAAGUGUUUCCUCCCUUGGACUUCUCCCAGCAGCCUCCAGCUCAAGAGCUAAUUGCAAGGGAUCUGCAUGAUAAUGAAUGGAAAUUUAGACAUAUAUUUCGUGGCCAGCCAAAAAGGCAUCUCCUUACAACUGGUUGGAGUGUUUUUGUUAGUGCUAAAAGACUUGUCGCUGGUGACUCGGUGCUCUUUAUCUGGAAUGAAAAAAAUCAGUUACUCCUUGGCAUCCGACGAGCAAAUAGGCCUCAAACUGUGAUGCCUUCAUCAGUUUUAUCAAGUGACAGCAUGCACUUGGGGCUUCUUGCUGCUGCUGCUCAUGCAGCUGCAACAAAUAGUCGCUUCACAAUUUUUUAUAACCCAAGGGCUAGUCCAUCAGAAUUUGUCAUUCCCCUGGCCAAGUAUGUCAAAGCAGUUUAUCAUACACGCGUCUCUGUUGGCAUGCGCUUUAGAAUGCUGUUUGAAACAGAAGAAUCAAGUGUUCGUCGAUACAUGGGCACAAUAACUGGCAUAAGUGACUUAGAUGCUGUUCGGUGGUCUAAUUCGCACUGGCGCUCGGUCAAGGUGGGCUGGGAUGAAUCAACAGCAGGUGAUAGGCAGCCUAGGGUGUCCCUGUGGGAGAUUGAGCCGCUAACAACAUUCCCCAUGUAUCCAUCACCGUUUCCCCUAAGGCUUAAGAGACCUUGGCCACCGGGACUGCCUGCUUUUCAUGGUAUGAAGGAGGAUGAUCUUGGCAUGAACUCUCAGCUUAUGUGGCUUCGAGGAGAUUAUGGAGAUCGUGGAAUCCAAGCUCUGAAUUAUCAGGGUGUUGGGGUCUCACCAUGGAUGCAGCCAAGGUUCGAUGCCUCAAUGCUUGGUCUGCAGCCUGACAUGUACCAAGCUAUGGCUGCUGCUGCACUUCAAGAAAUGAGGGCAGUGGAUCCCUCGAAACCAAUACCGACAUCCCUUCUGCAAUUCCAACAGACCCAAAAUCUCCCAAACAGGUCUGCUGCUGCUUCUUUGAUGCAGUCCCAAAUGAUGCAGCAAUCUCAACCUCAGCAGGUCUUUCUUCAAGGAAUGCAGGACAAUCAGCAUUCAGCACAGCCACAGCCUCAAACACAAUCACACCUUCUUCAGCAACAAUUGCAACAUCAGCAUUCGUUCAAUAGUAGUAAUCAGCAGCAGCAGCAGCAGCAGCUGCCUUCACAACAACAGCAGCAGCAACAACUAGUUGAUCACCAGCAAAUUUCAAGUGCCGUCUCUCCAAUGUCCCACUAUUCUUCAUCUUCUCAAUCCCAAUCACCAUCAAUGCAAACCAUCUCUUCGAUGUGCCAACAACAGAGUUUUCCUGAUUCAAACGGGACCGCUGUGACCAGCAGCAUUGUUUCUCCGUUGCACAGUAUAUUGGGUUCAUAUCCGCCUGAUGAAUCAUCCCACUUGCUCAACCUUCCUAGGAGCAACCUAUCCUCUUCGGUCUGGCCAUCAAAGCGUGCUGCGGUUGAACCUCUUAUGUCUUCUGGACCUCAAUGUGUUUUGCCUCAAGUGGAACAGUUAGGGCAGCCACAGACUAAUAUCUCCCAGAAUUCUGUUUCGCUGCCACCCUUUCCUGGCAGGGAGUGCACGAUUGACCAAGAAGGGAAUAAUGAUCCACAUAGUCAUCUUUUGUUUGGUGUCAAUAUAGAACCCUCAUCUCUUCUUAUGCAGAAUGGAAUGUCAAAUCUUAGGGGAGUAGGCAGUGAUAGUGACUCCACAACUGUACCGUUUCCUUCUUCUAGUUACAUGAGUACUACAGGAACCGACUUUUCACUUAAUCCUGCAAUAACACCUUCCAGUUGCAUUGAUGAAUCCGGUUUCCUGCAGUCUCCAGACAAUGCAGGCCAAGGAAACCAACCAUCCAGAACCUUUGUAAAGGUUUACAAGUCAGGGUCCUUUGGAAGGUCAUUAGAUCUCACCAAAUUCAGCAGCUACCGUGAGCUGCGAAGUGAACUUGCUCGCAUGUUCGGCCUUGAAGGCGAAUUGGAGGACCCCCUGAGAUCAGGCUGGCAGCUUGUAUUUGUUGACCGGGAGAACGAUGUUCUUCUCCUCGGGGAUGACCCCUGGCAGGAGUUCGUCAAUAGCGUUUGGUGUAUUAAGAUACUCUCACCACAAGAAGUGCAGCAGAUGGGCAAACGAGGCUUGGAACUUCUCCACUCAGUCUCAAUGCAGAGGCUGUCCAAUAACAGUUGCGACGAUUACCCGAGCUGUCAAGAUUCAAGAAACUUGAGCUCCGGGAUAACGUCGGUGGGGUCACUCGACUACUGAACAUUUUAACCGGUUAAAAAAAUACCCUUUCUCUUCUGUAAUAUAAGCAUCUCUUUCCAAAUCCCUUCCAAGGGUGGGAAGUGCUGCCUAAUCCUAGUAGCUUUAAGAAGCUUACUUUACAAGUUAAAAUACUGUAAGUAAAGGAUAUACACAACAUUAUAUUUUUUGUUAUCUUAUGCUAUUGGAUUCAUAUCAUAUAUAUUUAUAUAUAUAUAUAUAUGUAAUAUGUUAGGAGAUCAGUGAUUUGUGAAAGUAGCUGAUCUUUUUUCUUUCAUUAUCUCAUCAAUUUAUUCAUGAUGAAGCCUUGUUAUAAAAUUACCAAGUAAGAUGUACUUUUUGUUUA
This is a messenger RNA of Humulus lupulus (European hop), 4054 nucleotides long. Its product is annotated as auxin response factor 6. The record is from RefSeq and is a predicted model, not a curated record. Bases 955 to 3711 code for a protein of 918 amino acids. Lineage: Eukaryota; Viridiplantae; Streptophyta; Magnoliopsida; Rosales; Cannabaceae. The transcript has 15 exons. Gene Ontology annotation, biological process: response to hormone; regulation of DNA-templated transcription. Gene Ontology annotation, molecular function: DNA binding; protein binding. Gene Ontology annotation, cellular component: nucleus.